UGGGCAUUUAUUUUUUUCUGGUCGCGCCCACUAUUCGCAUCGUCCUGUUCUUCUUUAUUCAUCAAAAGAGUCCGGUCCCGGUUGAUUGACGAAUAAAAGAGAACCACGAAUCGCUGGUGUAAUUGUGAUACUCUUUCUUUUUUUUUUUCAUUCUUUUUCUUUUUUUUUUUCUCCUCUUUGAACGACAAGGAACAUGUCCGAUAAUGGGUCCACUUCUUUGGCACCCGAAUCUACAAAGGAAUUCACAAGUGAAUCAAUGGAUGUGCUUUCACCGGAACAUGCAGCAUUAGCUUUCGAUUCAGGUGACGAUUUCGAUACACCGCCGCGUGAAAUGACGGCAGAGGAACGAUCUUUUUGUGCCAACACGAUCAAAACGCUCAUGAAGCAUCGACGAGCGCUUGCGUUUCUUCAACCUGUCGAUCCCGUGGCUUUGAAUAUACCGGAUUACCCUACCGUCAUCAAGAAUCCCAUGGAUCUCGGAACCGUCGAUGCCAAACUGAAAAACAACGAAUACGGUUCCGUAGGCGAAUUCGCUCGAGAUAUCCAGCUCAUGUUCAACAAUUGCUACCUCUACAAUAACGUCGGCGAUCCAGUUUACGUCGAUGGCAAAAAGCUCGAGGAAGUUUUUGUUCGUUGUAUGAAAAAAGUGCCAAAGGCUCAUACAUCUCCGAAACCGACGCCCGAAAUCCCUUCCAACGAUAUACCCUCGGAACCGUUAGCUGCGACGAUGCCAGAAAACGAGACACCCGUCGAACCAGAACCAGAACCCGAUACCGUUGUCGGCAAACGUGAAAAACGACCUUCGAAUGCGGGAUCGGUGGUCAUUGAUGAUGGGAUGGAUAUGAUGCCGGAGGAUCAGUUCAAACGUUGCGAAAGCGCGCUGAAAGAGUUGCGAAAGACAAAAUAUGCCAAUAUCAGUUGGCCUUUUCAGGAACCCGUUGAUGCCGUCGCUUGGGGGGCCACCAAUUACUACGACAUCAUCUCGCAACCCAUGGAUAUAUCGACGAUCGAGAGAAAACUCAACGAAUUCGAAUACGCCAACGAAUCCGAAUUUGUUGCCGACAUCAAACUCAUGUUCCAGAACUGCUAUGUCUACAAUCCCGAAGAUCAUCCAGUUCAUCAAUUCGGAAAACAAUACGAGGAAGUGUUUGAUAAAUACUGGGAUAAAUUGCAUAAAAAGAGCGCGGGAAAAGCCAAUAAGAAGCUGCAACAACUUGAAAAGGAGAAGAAGGAAUUACAAAAGAAGCUCAAAAAGCAAAGUAAAGACAAAGAUAAAGAGCCCUACAGUGUGUUAUCCGGAAAACGGCGGCAUGAAAGCGAGGACGAUGCCACGGAGGUUGCAGCACGACCUACGAUUUUACGAUUGAAACUGUCGGCUAAACCAAAGAAUGAGGACGAGGACAACGAGAAAAACGCCAAGGCCACGGGUUUGGCUUUGUCGAGAGAACCGAUGCUGGAGACAAAUCGACCUAAGCUGGCUUUAGGCAUCAAAGUCCCCUCUCCAGCCCAUCAGAAACAAGCCGAGAAAAAGCCACCUGUUAUUCUUCAGAAUCAAGACAAGUGGUUGGCGCUUGCGCAAUCAUCCAAUCCGGCGAGUAAUGCCACUACCACAACGACUCCGUCAUCCACCGGUACGGAUUCUUCGGCAGCUAAAAGUACACCUCAGAACGAAAGAGGAAAUGGACGGCCGAAAGAAGCGGCAGCAACACCGCCAAAACCCAAAGAGCCACCCAAAGCUUUCGAUAUCAAUGAUUUAUACGAGAAAAUUCACAAUGAAAACCGGAUACGUGAGCAGCAGAAACGCGAUGAGCGAGAACAGCGUGAAAAAUUAGAGAAAGCGCGUCUAGAAAAGGAACGACAACUGAUGUGGGAACAGCAAGAGAAAAAACGGGAGCAUAUAUUGUGGAUGACCGCACAGCGAGAAAAGGAUAGAGAAGAGCGAUUAGCAAUGCUGAACGAACGUACGGUAGACAUCAGCAAGCAAAAGCUACUAUUUCAGCAUUUUGAAACCACAACACUGAAUCGAGAUCAAGAUUGGCGAGAUUUGUUCAUAUGGCAACGAGAUACCGUUGAUUACCGUCAUAUGCCGGUGCCUGGUUUUGUCCGUCGAUCGGGGGUGUCACUCACAGAUCUAAGGCGGAAAAUACUUAGUACAAGGGUGCGCAUGAAUUCGCAUGAAUCAGCAAAAGACGAAGAAGGGGAAGAUGGACAAGAAGAAGUAGAUAUGGAUGUGGAGUAAAUAUCUUUUUUUAUUAUUAUUAUUAUUAUCAUUCUUAGGGAAUCCUAUACCCCUAAUGUACAAACACAACUCAUUACACACACACGGAUAACGAUCAGACAACAGAAGAGCAGACAGUUCCCUUUUUUUUUUCCCAGCAUUAUUUUUCACUUGGACUCGAUCGCCAAAA
Messenger RNA from Radiomyces spectabilis, 2408 nucleotides. RefSeq names its product Bromodomain-containing protein. Gene Ontology annotation, cellular component: chromatin; nucleus. The coding region runs from base 194 to 2239 and encodes 681 amino acids. Gene Ontology annotation, biological process: regulation of DNA-templated transcription; chromatin remodeling. The transcript is spliced from 11 exons. The record is from RefSeq and is a predicted model, not a curated record. NCBI's taxonomy places the organism in Eukaryota, Fungi, Mucoromycota, Mucoromycetes, Mucorales, Radiomycetaceae.